UCACCAUACUCCCUCAUGCCGGAGGCCCGGGAAUCCAUCACCAAGGUCCAGGAGGCCCUGUCUUCACGGCAAGCCCACCGCUAUGAGCCCAGCCUGCCUUUCCAACUGGUUAUCCUGGGUAAGGCCCCGCGCUUACACGGGCUCAUUUUUCAAUGGGACACUGCAUUGAAGGAUCCAUUCCUUAUCAUCGAGUGGAUCUUUACACAUAACCAGCCCACUAAGACUAUUACCACUCCGCAGGAAAUCAUGGCUGAACUCAUUAAAAGAGCUAGAGUCCGUCUCCACACUCUUGCAGCCUGUGAGUUCACAUGUAUCUUCCUCCCAUUGGCAAUUGGAAGUUUGGAGCCUUUGCUCCAAACCAAUGAGAGCCUUCAGUUUGCUCUCGAUAGCUAUUCAGGCCAAAUUUCUAUACACCCACCUGGCCACAGACUUUACAAAACUACAUUUAAUUUGGUCCCCAAAUCAUUGCAGAGCAAAACACUGCUCAAGGCUCUGAUGGUUUUCACAGAUGGCUCAGGGAAAUCCCACAAGUCAGUCAUGACUUGGAAGGACCCCAGGACACAGAAAUGGGAGUCUGAUGUCCAAGUGGUCGAGGGAUCACCACAGAUUGCUGAAUUAGCAGCCGUUGUCAGAGCUUUUGAGAAAUUCCAAGAACCUUUCAAUCUGGUGACUGAUUCGGCUUAUGUGGCUGGAAUAGCUAUGAGAGCAGAACAUGCAUUUCUAAAAGAGGUCUCUAACCCAAAUUUAUACAAAUUGCUUUCUGAAUUAGUAUAUCUUAUCUCCCACAGAAAGCAACCUUACUAUGUCAUGCAUGUGAGGGCGCACACUGACCUUCCAGGUGCCAUUGCCGAAGGAAACAGGAGGGCAGACGCCUUAGCCAUGCCUGCUGAGGCAGCCAAUGUCCUGGACAUUUUCGCACAAGCGAAAUUGUCCCACCAGUUCUUCCACCAAAACGUGCCUGCACUGAUGAGAAUGUUCAGACUACCCAGAGACCAGGCUAGACCAAUAGUUGCCACCUGUCCUAAUUGUCAAUCUUUCCAAAUCGUUAACUCCGGGGUUAACCCCCGAGGACUGAACAGCUGCCAGAUAUGGCAAACUGAUGUCACUCACGUCCCGUCCUUCGGGAGAGUCAAAUAUGUACAUGUGUCAGUAGACACCUUCUCUGGUGUACUGCUUGCCUCAGCCCAUGCAGGAGAAAAUGCCAAGCACACCAUCCAACAUUUUCUCCUUGCUUUUGCUACCCUGGGAGUCCCAGAACAAAUUAAAACAGACAAUGGACCUGCUUACACCUCUCACAAAUUAAGAGACUUUUUCAAUCAGUGGGGAGUGAAACACACCACGGGCAUUCCUCAUUCCCCCACAGGGCAAUCAAUAGUAGAGAGAACCCACCAAAACCUGAAAAGAGUCCUUGAUCACCAGCGGGGAGGAACAGAAAUCAUUCCCCCCAUUGAGAGGCUCUGUAAGGCUCUAUAUGUCAUGAACUUUCUAAAUUGCUCGUCUACAGAGCCUGACCCCCAUGUAAUUCAGCACUUUUCUAAUUCAACUCAUGCCAAACUCACAGAGAAGCCACCAGUGCUGAUCAAGGAUCCUGAAUCACAACUGACAUCAGGACCUUUCCCACUGAUUACCUGGGGGAGAGGGUAUGUGUGUGUGUCCACACCAUCAGGACCUAAGUGGCUCCCAGGGAAAAAUGUAAAACCUUAUUUAGGCGCUACAAACCCUAUACCAGACUCAAAACUUUCAAAGUCUCCUGAGACCCACACAGGUCCAGAAAAACAGCAGUCCACUGCAGCCUGGAAACGGAGACGUCGUUGGAGUCCACCAAACCGACCUGCCACCAGACCAACAACCAGACAGAGGCCAAACCGUCCUGCUACCAGGGCCGCAAUGAGACGACUGCCAACGUCAUGCCUGACACCGUGACAGUACACAAGUCUUCUUCUCCCUCUCCCUUCCCCUUCUUGCCCUCGUUGCCUAGCCCAAAUUGCCAGUUUACACCAAAAUGCACCUCGGUGCUGCUGCUGGUGUCAGGUCAUGUGAACCCAAUACAUAGAAUAACCCUGCUUAUAAUUGUGUUUUUUUUUAAAGGGGGGGGGGCAGGAGAGAAAGGGAAAAAAGAAAAUAGCCCCCCCCCCCUCCAAAAAUCAGAGCUAAUCUUUUAUGUCCUGUUCUAGA
Molecule: messenger RNA, 2175 nt
Organism: Pseudopodoces humilis (Tibetan ground-tit)
Lineage: Eukaryota; Metazoa; Chordata; Aves; Passeriformes; Paridae
Source: RefSeq, a predicted model, not a curated record